AAAAAGAAAAAGAAAGACUUGCAUGAAAGAUAUAAUUCACUACUCAUCUUGUAGACUUCCCUCAUUACACGCAACUCUCUCUCUCUCUCUCUAUCUCCGGCGGCUGCUGUUUGAAAGUGGGGCGACAGUUGAAGCGGUUGUUUCCUUCUUGUGACGGCGGUUUUCUUUCCCCUUUCUCAGCCAAUAGUGAUCGAUCAAAAUGAACUCGCACACUGUGUUCUUCAAAGAAAAUGAAGGGGUUGCCCCAAAUCACCUCAACGUUUCACUGUCGGAAUUGCCACGGUGGAUUGGGCUCGGAUCUCAGCCGGCGGCGGCGGUUUACGGCGACCCUUUUGUCCAAUCAAAGCUUACGUCUCUGGAGCUUCCAGCUGGAGGCCGGAAUCAAUUCACGGUGGCCAAGGAUACUGAUAAUCAGCAAGGCCUGGAAAAGGGAAUUACCACUCAGUUCACUCUUUUCUCUGGUGAUUGCAGAACUAGUGCUGAAAAUAGUGCAAAAACUAAUCUGCAGAAAGUCUUUUCUGCUACUAUGGAAGAUCAAUGGAAUUUCAAGCUUGGAUUUGGUCAACCACCGGUUUGUGGACAAUAUCCGUACGGUGAGCAAUACUAUGGACUAUAUUCGUCGACCUAUGGAACUCAGAUUGAGGGGCGUAUUAUGUUGCCAUUGAACAUGCCUAGUGACGUGGGCCCGAUUUACGUGAACGCCAAGCAGUACAAUGCAAUCAUGAGGCGAAGAAAGUCGCGCGCAAAGGCAGAAAUUGCGAAUCAAGUCCUCAAAACCCGCAAGCCAUAUCAGCAUUUUUCGCGCCAUCUCCAUGCAAAGAGGCGCCCAAGGGGAAAUGGGGGCCGUUUCCUCAACACGAAAAACUCGAACACGACAAGCGAAAAUGAUAAUGGAAAAAACAACGAUAAGGAAGAUAAACAGCAAUACUCGCAUCUUAGUGAGUCUCAGAUAUCUGAAGUGAUUAUGUGUGACGAACUAGUGAUUAAUUCUAAAGGAAAGAAUGGAAAUACUAGUCCAGGGCCUGAGGUGACUAGCCAUUUAUUCAAUCAGUCCUUUGGAAUUAAUCAUAUUGCAUUUCAGUCCUUUACGAAUACAGGGAUUGGCAUUGCCAUGGCUAAUGCUGGCAAUUACCUCAAAGUUUGACGAAAUAUUGGUGGGGUUGGUUUCGACUCACCUGGGCAAUUCAUUCUUGGCUAAAGAUCUCUCUCCUUUCUCCAUUUUUUGGAGAAAAUCAAAAACUAUAUAUAUUAUAUAUAUAUAUAUAUAUAGUGUGCGUGUGUGUGUGUUGUGUGUGUGAGAAUAAAUCUUGCAAUUGGGUGUUACUAACAUGCCAUUCUAUAUGGAGGGCAUGUCCUAUUGCAGAAGGGUUGUGUGAAGAAAACAUUGGGUUUGUUUUAAGUGUUUGUUUCCAUUUCAUAAUAAGAAGACAAGCAAGCUGGUUUGAUUUCCAGUUUGUAGUGUUGAGAUGUUCAACUGUGGUCUGAACAUUUAUUGUGUUCUUUAUGUUUGUGUGUUGGAUAAUUUCCUAUAGACUUUGUUAUUGUUGUUUAAUUCUAUGAUUUUAAUUUUAAUUGCAGAAAUUAUU
Messenger RNA from Erythranthe guttata (spotted monkey flower), 1586 nucleotides. Its product is annotated as nuclear transcription factor Y subunit A-10. Gene Ontology annotation, molecular function: DNA binding; DNA-binding transcription factor activity. Gene Ontology annotation, cellular component: CCAAT-binding factor complex. Gene Ontology annotation, biological process: regulation of DNA-templated transcription. The record is from RefSeq and is a predicted model, not a curated record. NCBI's taxonomy places the organism in Eukaryota, Viridiplantae, Streptophyta, Magnoliopsida, Lamiales, Phrymaceae.